AUGUUCUUUUCCCGCCUCAUCACCCUUGCCCUCGUCUCCCUCUCCGCCACCACCCUCGCCAUUCCCACUUCCACAACAAACAGCUUCCUUGAAUUCGAACGUUAUCACGAGGAUCACAAACGCCAUCAUCCCAGCUCUGGCACCAACUCGCGCGCUUCCGCCUCUGCCAGUGGGGUCAAGCGUAAGGCUACUCAAACUGCUGUGGCCACUUUUGCUGUCCUCGGCGCGGCGACCGACCUUGCGCGAUGUCCUCUAGAGCAGAUGGCUUGCCCUAUAACGUCCUUGACAGAAUCAGAGCUUGCUGCUGCUGGCGAUGAUGUACCUUGGGAGUGUGUAAGUCCUCAAGAAGACUUGUAUAGCUGUGGUGGGUGCGCCACGUUGGGUACAGGGAUAGACUGUACAGCUAUCGCCGGCGUCGAUUCCGUGUCCUGCACUGCCGGGACUUGCUUGGGCGAGCCUUUCUGA
Cryptococcus amylolentus CBS 6039 is the source of this 465-nucleotide messenger RNA. RefSeq lists its product as hypothetical. The record is from RefSeq and is a predicted model, not a curated record. Bases 1 to 465 code for a protein of 154 amino acids. NCBI's taxonomy places the organism in Eukaryota, Fungi, Basidiomycota, Tremellomycetes, Tremellales, Cryptococcaceae. The transcript has 4 exons.